GACGCCCGCGCCGUCAGGGCUGGGUCCCUCCCUCUUAAAGGGGAAGUGAUACUGCGGCAACGCCUGGCGUGAUGCAAGGCUUGCCGAGCGGAGGCGCCGCCGCCAGGAAGCAACGGGGGUCGGCAGCGACGUGAGGCCUUGGGCUGGGAAGCAGGAUAAGGAGCCGAACAUGAGCAAGCCCGUAACGACUUCAACCUACGUCCGCUGCAUCAGCUACGGGCUCAUGAGGCGGCUGGCAGAUUUCAUCGACCCUCAGGAAGGGUGGAAGAAAUUAGCUGUAGAUAUAACUGAUCCCUCUGGUGAAAGCAGAUACAACCAAAUGCAUAUAAGGAGAUUUGAGGCAUUUGUACAAAUGGGGAAAAGCCCCACAUGUGAAUUACUUUAUGACUGGGGAACAACAAACUGUACAGUUGGUGAUCUUGUGGAUCUACUGAUUAGGAAUCAAUUCUUAGCACCAGCAAACCUUUUGCUUCCAGAAGCUGUAAGGACAGCAGAAGAAGUUAGGUUGCCUCUUUCUUCACAGGAAACUUUGCCUAUAGGUGAGAAACAGAUGCCUAUACAGGCAGAAGUGGCAUCAGUAAAACCUGUUUUAGCUCAGAGUACUGAGGAGCCACGUUCAUCUCCUGCCUGCUUAAGUCAAGAAAGUAAAGGCUCUGAGUUUAAUAGCACAGAUUUCCAUAACUUUGGGUUUCAAGACUUGGAAAGUAUUACAAAUAAUUUUGAUAUGCGACCAGAAUCAGCAGGAGGCAAUAAACUGGGAGAAGGUGGCUUUGGAGUUGUGUUCAAAGGCUACAUCAAUGGCAGAAAUGUGGCUGUUAAGAAGCUUGUUCCUAUGGUUGAUGUUAGUGCUCAAGACUUAAAAGAGCAAUUUGAUCAAGAAAUAAAAAUUAUGGCAAAGUGUCACCAUGAGAAUCUAGUAGAAUUACUUGGCUUCUCAAGUGAUGGUGCUCAGCCAUGUCUGGUGUAUGAGUAUAUGCCCAACGGUUCAUUGCUUGACAGACUUGCUUGUCUGGAUGACACUCCACCAAUUCCUUGGAAUACAAGAUGUAAAAUUGCUCAAGGUACUGCAAAUGGCAUCAACUUCUUGCAUGAAAAUAACCAUAUUCACAGAGAUAUUAAAAGUGCAAAUAUCUUAUUAACUGAUACAUAUACGCCCAAAAUUUCUGACCUCGGACUUGCAAGAGCAUCUGUAUUAUUCACACAAACAGUCAUGACUGAAAGGAUUGUUGGAACAGCAGCCUAUAUGGCACCUGAAGCUCUGCGAGGAGAGAUAACAUCUAAAGCUGAUAUCUUCAGUUUUGGAGUAGUUUUACUGGAAAUAAUAACAGGCCUUCCUCCAGUAGAUGAAAAACGGGAUCCGCAGUUACUGUUAAGUAUCAAAGAUGAAAUUGAGGAUGAGGAAGCAACUAUUGACGAUUAUGUUGAUGAAAAAAUGAGUGACUGGGAUGCACCUUCAGUUCAUAAAAUGUAUUCAGUUGCUGGACAGUGUCUGAAUGAGAAAAAAAACAGAAGGCCAGAUAUUAAGAUGGUCCAACAGCAACUAGAAGUGAUAAAAACUUGAUACAUGUUUAUUCUAAUACACAAAUGCUUUUGUAACGGAGUGGAACCCAGCAGAAAAUGUUUUAUUAGUAUUUAGUGCACUAUCAUCAGCUUUUCUGCUUUCCAGAACUUUCUGUUCUGCAUGUAAGGUGUGUUGUUGGCCUGUCAGCACUGUGCUCUUGUUAAGCAGCCUUUUCAAAUGUCCUUGAACACUGGGCCUUCAGCAUGAGAAAACUUCUUUUGUAUUUGUAAGUUGCAGUACUGGUACAUUCUUUUGUAUUUCCCCUGGCGCAGCCUGAGGCUGUGUCCUCUCGUUCUGGCGCUGGCCACCUGAGAGAAGAGAGCAACCUCCUCCUGGCCACAACCACCCUUCAGGUAGUUGUAGACAGCAAUGAGGUCACCCCUGAGCCUCCUCUUCUUCAGGCUAAACAAUCCCAGCUCCCUCAGCCUCUCCUCGUAGGGCUGUGCUCAUGGCCUCUCACCAGCCUCGUCACCCUUCUCUGGACACGCUCAAGCAUUUUGAUGUCCCUCCUAAACUAGGGGGCCCAGAACUGAAUACAGUACUCAAGGUGAGGUCUAACCAGUGCAGAGUACAGGGGCAGAAUGACCUCCCUGCUCCUGCUGACCACACCAUUCCUGAUGCAGGCCAGGAUGCCACUGGCUCUCUUGGCCACCUGGGCACACUGUCAGAAUCUGAUACUUUCAAUUUGCAAGUAUCACAUGCUGCAAAGGCAUGUGAUUAGAGUAAAGAUAAUUUUCUGCUAAUUGCCUUUUGAUCAUUGUAGCAGACCUCUUCGUAUUGAAGAUAAAAACAUUUAUUGCAUAGAAAUGACAUUUUCUUUUCAGGGAAAAAAAAUAAUAGUACCCAUUUAAAACAAACUUUAUUCAACAUUUUGAUUUGAGAGUUCCUGUUAGUGUGAGUGGACAGCCAAGUGUUCAUGCAUGUGACUGUUUCUCAACAUAUGCUGUAGGCUGACUUUGAUUUCAAGGAUACCCAAACAAAGUAAUUGUCUUGCAGUGCAAAUGCAAAAAAAAAAACAAAAACAAACCAUGGGGCUUUCUUCCAGUGAACUCUGUGUGAUAACAAACAUUGUCAUUUUUGUUCAUAAGCACACUCUAAGCUUCUCUGAGUGUUUCACACUUCAGGGGCAGAUUCUGGAUGGAUUAUAAAAGCAUAUGGUUAUUUCAUGAAAAGGGCCAGAAUAAUAAUUCUGUUAAGACCAAGUCUGUGUUUUCCUUAGAUCAUUAAGCCUUUUUUGACAAAAAAAAAGGUGGUAUAUUAAUAACUAAAUGUUAAAAUAUGCUUUAGAAAAAAGCAACAUGGAUAGCUUUAUAAAAUAGAAACAUUGACAGAUCAAAGCAGUCUAAAAAUGGAAUAAAAGUAGCUAGUGAGAUUCCAGAUACUUGGGACUUAGUUGGUAUGCAAACGCUGUUGUAAACGAAAGAGGAUAUUCUCAUAUAAAUCUUUAUUGCACGUCAUGAACUUUUUCAUGACAGCUUAGGGGUAGGAAAAUGGUCUGGCUUACAGCUGAAUUUGAAAUUCCAGGAUUAUCAGUGAAAAACACUGAGAAAUGAUCUAACAGGAAUAUGUAUAUUACAUCUUUGUGCAAACAUGUGAUUUCUAACACUUGGUUUUAUGUCAUUUAACCUCUGGAUGUUAACUCAUUCUGUACUGCCUUUUUCAAACAGUUCAAUUUAGAGAAAGGUGUCUACCUAACCAGCUUCUGCAUCUAUUGAGCAUGAAUUGUAACAAGCUGUUCAUAUAAAUAAGUCAUUGCAGGUGGUUAUUCCUGCUAUUCAAACUUUGAGGCUUGGAUACAGCAGUCAUUUUGCAUUGCUUUCAUUUCUGAUAAUGACAUUAUGCAAACCUCACUGCGUGGAAUAAAGCUGCAGAGCUCUGAUCCUGGGCUUGUGGAGAAAAAAGCUGCUAUAAAGCUAAAUCAGAAAAAAAAUCUGCUGCAACCAUUCUUCAGUUUUAAACAUUUCCAGCUGUUACAUGAAAGUUUCUUAUUAGGUCACAUCUGCUUUUUCCUAUCCCUGGAGCUAGAAUACAUCCAUAGUGUUGUCCUGAAAUGUUAUUUGUUGUAGCAACUUAACACAUGGUGUCAGCAUUGUUCACCUCUGGUUGGCAGAACAAUUUUGUUUAUGUACAGGAUAUGAUGUUCUAAGCAUUAGGAGAGUCCUGGCUACAAGCAGGUGAGUUCCUGCUCUUCUGGUGUACUGGACCAAGGCUACUUGCAGUGUUGUUAGAACCUGUUUUGACAGUAGCUUUCCCUUGCUCACUGAAAAUGAAGCAUGUUAGCAACCAUUUCAUACAGGAAGAAAAAAAAUUUGAACUCAUUUAGUGUUAUCCUAGUUAGGAAAGAAAAUGUGAGAUAUUAAGGAAUUGGGUAAAGCUGGUCAACUUCCAUGGCAAUUACUGUUAAAAUACAAACACACACAGGGGCAAGAAGGAGCUUUCCCCUUACACCUCUUAGUGUUUUGUUUGGGGAUUUUUGUUGGGGCUUUAUGAGGCCUUCAUACACUGAAGUCAGGACCUAUAGACACUAACAGGGUGUAAGAGGAGAUAACUUCUCUGCAAAAACACUAAAAUCACCUACGGUCCAUACUUCUUUAAAGGAGGUAGUAAGCAAGAAGAAAUGAAAUGCCUUUGUGAGUCAGACCAGAACUCCCUCCACAGCACCAGGGCCUGGACGUGAGUCUUUAGUGGCUGCUGAGGAAAGAAGGCAAGAACAGAACACAUGUGAGGAUAUUACAUUCUUCUCUCAAAUUCUAGUUCAAUCCAUCUUCAGCUUUCCUUCUUUCGCCUGCAAAACUGUGGUAUCACUGAUUUUGCCAUGAGGAUAUAUUGGCAGGACGGUCAAAAGCUAAGGCACUAAACAUACUUUUCAGCUUGAAUUUUGUGGGAAAUAGAAAUAAAUAAAACAAGACACCUUCAGUUUAGGCAAAUACUUUAAUGGAACAGCAUCAUUUGAAUAGUUUAAUUAUACUUCCUCACGCGAACAAGUAACCACAGAACUAGUAAAUUACCAGUUGACCUCGUGAGGUUCACCAAAGUCAGGACAACCCUCAUUAUCAAUACAGGCUGGGGGAUGAUGAAGUUAAGAGCAGCCCUGUGGAAAAGGACCUGGGGGUACUGGUGGAUGAAAAGCUGGACAUGAGCCAACAAUGUGCACUUGCAGCCCAGAAGGCAAAUUGCUUCCUGGGCUGCAUCAAAAGAGGAGUGUCUAGAUCAAGAGGUGAUUCUGCUGCUCUGCUCUGCUCUGGUGAGACCUCCUUUGGGAGUAUUGUGUCCAGCUCUGGGGCCCUGAAGGACAUGGACCUGAUGGAGCAGGUCCAGAUGAGGGCCACAAAAAUGAUCAGAGGUCUGGAGCACCUUUGCUUCCAGGAAAGGCUGAGUUCAGGUUGUUCAGCCUGGAGAAGAGAAGGCUCUUGGAAGACCUUUUUUAGUGCCCUUCUAAUACCUGAAGGGGGCCUACAAAAAAGCUGGGUAAGGACUAUUUGCAAAGGCAUUUAGCAAAAGGAUCAUGGCAGUGGUUUUAAACUAAAGGGUAGAUUUAGAUUGGACAUUAGAAGUUCUUUACUAUGAGGGUGGUGGAACACUGGAACAGGUUGCCCAGUGAGAUGGUGAAGGCCCCAUUCUUGGAGAUCCACAGUCGGCUUGAUGGGGCUCUUAAGCAACCUGAUUUAGUUGGGGAUGUUCCUGCUUAAUAAGCAGAGGGAUUGGACUGAAGGACCUUCAAAGGUCCCUUCCAAUAUGGUGCAUUCUAUGAUUCUGUGAUUUCAACAUUCUGGAGAAGUUUUUGAAGUAGCUUAUUAAAAGCAUAAAAAUCUGAAGAGACACCUGGA
Molecule: messenger RNA, 5388 nt
Organism: Pogoniulus pusillus (Red-fronted tinkerbird)
Lineage: Eukaryota; Metazoa; Chordata; Aves; Piciformes; Lybiidae
Gene: IRAK4
Product: interleukin 1 receptor associated kinase 4
Exons: 12
Coding region: 170-1561 (463 amino acids)
Biological process (GO): signal transduction; protein phosphorylation
Molecular function (GO): protein serine/threonine kinase activity; magnesium ion binding; ATP binding
Source: RefSeq, a predicted model, not a curated record